Paraglomus brasilianum is the source of this 1938-nucleotide messenger RNA. The record is from the annotation of a GenBank genome assembly. NCBI's taxonomy places the organism in Eukaryota, Fungi, Glomeromycota, Glomeromycetes, Paraglomerales, Paraglomeraceae.
AUGGUCACCGCUCCAAGUAACAUAAUCGAGGAUUUCAGGUUAAGCCACGGUUUACUGUUUGAUCAAAGCGGUUUGCGUCUUGCGCAUAAAUGUGCGGUUCAAGCGAAUUGGUCCAUCAAAGAAUCACCAAAGACAAGACCCUCCGUACAGCUUAUAAAUACUCACAGAAUACAAGAUACCUUUAUAUAUGCAAAUAAUCUUGCACUUGAUAAAGAGGGCACUCUCUUUAAUCCCCCGAAAGCAUUUUCUCGUUUUAAAGAAAACAAUCCUUUGUACGAAAGGACGCUCGAUAAGGCGGUCAUCUUCCGAAUAGACAAAGAACUAUGGAAUAUCAACCUUAUACGUGAGGAUGUCAAACCGACCGAUGAAUUCGUUGAAGCAAUAAAGAAAGCGAUUGAACAUAACACACCGCAUAGAGCAUUGGAUGAUGUAUUCUCUGAAUACGGAUAUUGGUUGAAUUGCAAAAUUAAAAUGGGCAGCAGGUUACAACGCUUUUCUCAAUUUUACCCUUUCGAACCUGGACAAGACCAUCACCCCAAGGAUGUUGAAUUACGUCAAACAGAAUGGAUAGGCGGUGAGGGGUUGGAUUGCGAAAAUGGUUUAUAUGAUGAAAUUCACGUUGAAUGGUCAAAGAGAAUACAUCCCUUUAAGAGCAGUCACUUAAUUUCCGCUGACAGUUCCUUAAUAAAAAUCGAGGAAAUAGGCGAAUGGUUAGAAUACAGUCCGAGAACAUCUAGCCAAUGGAGUGUAAUUGAAAGAGCCGACUUUGUUCCAACCUAUAAAUUGCUAGAUGAAUCUUUAAUUAAUAAGAUCGAGAUGUUAUUCAAUGAUGAAACAGAAGUACUGAUGACUGGAGAAUUGCCAGUAGAUUGUCAGUGUGCUGAUCUUUGUCAAGUCGAGUUCUCUAAACCGCUAUUGAGUGAUGCAUAUAAAGUUGAUGGGGAAGUCUACUGCAAUGGGAAAAGAUGUGAUGUAGCUGUAACACUAUACUUUGCCAGCAUUUAUGGAUUUUCUCUCGAAAUUGAAUGGCAUGAAUUUCCUGAGAAAUCAGAAGGUAUUUAUGUGAAAUGGAAGUUGUCGGGUAAUCGUGCUAAAAUUGGUUAUUAUGACCCGUUGAAGGUUGAAGCUUGUGAAGAAAAAACCCAGGAUGGAAAAUCAUAUAUAGAAUCGGGUCCACCUUAUCGUAGUCAAUCAAGCGAAAGACCAGGACGCAAACCCAAAGGAUUACAGUCAACAGAAAGUUUUAAUGAAAGAGUUGGCAACCUGGAAAGCAAAUUAGGAGAAACAGCUAGCACCAAAUUUGAUCAAAUGUUAAUAAAACGAUUUGAAGAAGAUUUAUUCUUCUUGUUUGUAGAUCCAAAGACUUCGGAUGAACAGGUUGAACUGCUAAGAUCGCUGUGGCAUGAAUUCACAAAUAGUCAUAAGACAUUGCAGUCGGUAGAAACAACUUAUUUGCAAAUAUCCGAAAAACUGAGACAAUUAAUACUGACUACGGAAGAAGAUGGGAGACAAGAAAUAUGGGAGUCUAUUAAAAGUAUGAUAGUAGCAUAUAAAAAAAAUACUAAGACUAUCGGUGAUGAUACAAAUGAAGCUACGGCAAUUAAUGCUAUUACAAGACCGAGUGAACAAAAAAUGACCCCAAACCGUUUUGACUAUAAAACUAAAACUCGAAAGCCGAAAAGAGCAAAAGCAAUGGAAUUGACAAAGGGCUUCGAACAUGGUAGUCAACGCUUCCCUCAACCAGCACACAAUGUCACACCCCUCGAACCAAUGUUCAAUACAUCAAUUUACGAACCCCAAGUGCCCCCAGACAUGGACGACGAUCUCCAUGCAACCACCGAAGCGCCUAGCAUACUGUCAGAGUCUCCCCUAUUUAUGCCGGAUGAUUUGUUCUCACUUUUCUUGGAUUCCCCGCAACACGGACGAAAUCAAGAAUAA